This is a messenger RNA of Pipistrellus nathusii (Nathusius's pipistrelle), 3606 nucleotides long. The record is from the annotation of a GenBank genome assembly. Lineage: Eukaryota; Metazoa; Chordata; Mammalia; Chiroptera; Vespertilionidae.
AUGAGAGAGGAUCAUGGAUCAGCUGCCUCCUGCACGGAAGGAGAGGCAGCGAUGGAGGAAGAGGAGGACGGGACCCCCGAGGGCGCUGGGCCACAGGCAGCCCCAGAGGAGUCCGCCGGGGAGCAGACCAGACCGGGGGCCGCUGCGGAAGCUGCUGAGCCGGGGGCCUCCACCCCGGGGGAAGGCCCGCCCGAUGCAGGAGAGGGGGACGGGGUCCCCGAGGGAGAAGAGGGGGACAUGGUCCCCGAGGGAGAAGAGGGGGACGGGGUCCCCGAGGGAGAAGAGGGGGACAUGGUCCCCGAGGGAGAAGAGGGGGACGGGGUACCCGAGGGAGAAGAGGGGGAUGGGGUCCCCGAAGGAGAAGAGGGGGACGGGGUCCCCGAGGGAGAAGAGGGGGACGGGGUCCCCGAAGGAGAAGAGGGGGACGGGAUCCCCGAGGGAGAAGAGGGGGACGGGGUCCCCGAAGGAGAAGAGGGGGACAUGGUCCCCGAGGGAGAAGAGGGGGACAUGGUCCCCGAAGGAGAAGAGGGGAAUGUGGAGACGGGCGAGGAGCAGCAGGUGGCGGGGGGCCCGGGGUCUGACAUGGAAGCCCUGUCCCCCGGGGGGAAAGCCAGCUCCACGGAGAUCAUUGAUUCGGACACCAGCCUCGGGGACGCGGCCCCGGACUCGGAGGCCGCCCAGCAGGAGGCAGGCUCCUCUGAGUGGCAGCCGAGCUCGGAUGUUUCCAGAUUUGGGCUCAGCCAUUCGACGGAGUCUGAGGAAGACCUGCAGCGGGUCCCACCGCGCCCCCUGCUGCCCGGCCCGGGCGGUAGCAUCCCGUCCUCCGAUGAGCUGUCCCUGACCUCGGAGUCCUCCUCCGGCCCGGAGCCAGGCCCCCCCGCCCCGGCCUCCUGGCCGCCCCUCCGGCCAGCCUUCUCGCCCUCCUUCCUGGACCGGAUCCAGCACUUCAGCCUCUCUGAGGACGGGGGCGCCGAGCCGCCCGAGUCCGAGGGGAGCGAUGAGCCCGACGAAGACGUGACCCACCUGGUGGUCCUGGACCCCAACCACCCCCUGAUGCUCAGGUUCCAGGCCGCACUGAACAGCUACCUGAACCGGCAGGUGGAGAAGCUGCAGCUGGAGCUGCUGGAGCUGGGCGUGGCCUCCAAGCAGAGCCAGGCGCAGCGGCAGGAGCUGGGCGUGGAGCUGUACGGGCUGCAGCAGCACAUGGCAGCCCUGCAGAUGCAGCUGGAGAAGAGCCACGACCGCUACUCGCUGGCCACGUGCGCGCGGCAGCAGGUGGAGCAGGAGCUGCACCAUGUGCGCCAGCUCUACACCAGCACCUACGGGGCCGCCAGCGAGGAGCGCCGGCAGCUGGCGUCGCUGCAGGGCGAGAUGGAGCGCCUGGCGCUGGACCUGUUCUACGUGCAGAGCAUCGACCAGGACAUGCGAGACGACAUCCACGUGAUGAAGCAGGUGGUGAAGAAGUCGGAAGCCGAGCGGGCGCGGGCCGAGCGGGACAAGCAGCAGCAGGACCUGCACGUGGACCAGCUCACCAGCCGGGCCCACGAGCUGGAAGAACAGAUCGCCCUGUUCGAGGCUCAGGCGGGGGCCCAGGCGGAGGAGACCCGGCUGCUCAGGAAAGCCGUGAGCGAGGCCUGCGCGGAGAUCGACUCUGUCCGGGUGGAGAAGAAGGUGAUCCUGCAGCAGUGGACCGUCUGCCUGGUGGGCAUGAAGCGCCGCGACGAGGCGCACAGGACCAUCCGGGAGGUGCUCAGCGAGUGCCAGCACCAGCUGCAGGCGGCGGCCGGCGAGGCGGAGGCCUGCCGGCGCUCCAUCGUGCAGGAGGAGGAGCGCAACGAGGCGCUGGCCCGCGUGCUGCGCCGCGCGGAGGCCGAGGCGCGGCUGCUGCAGAAGCUCACCGCGCAGAGCCUGGUGCGGCAGGAGGCGCUGCAGGCCCAGUUCGGCUCCUACCAGCUGGUGCUGCAGGACACGGACGCCAAGCUGGAGCACAAGGAGAUCCGGGCCAAGCUGCUGGCCGUGCACCAGGCCAUCCGGGAGGAGCGGGAGCUGCGGCGGGAGCUGGACACGGCCAUUGUGCGGAAGCUGCAGGAGCACAUGACCUCCAACAAGAUGACCAAGUACUUCCACCAGCUGCUGCUCAAGCUGCAGAAGGAGAUGACCAACCUGGUGACGCACCACUCCAAGAUCGACGGCGACAUCGCCCAGGCCACGCUGGACAUCACCCGCACCAACUGCCGGCUGGAGGGGCACCGGGAGGCGCUGGCCGAGCUGGACAAGGAGGUGCAGAAGGUCAACGAGCUCAUCAGCAACAGCGAGAGCGAGAUCGCGCGGCGCACCAUCCUCAUCGAGCGCAAGCAGGGCCUCAUCAACACCCUCAACAAGGAGCUGGAGCAGAUGGUCUCCGAGAUCGGGGGGGAAGAGAUGGGGCCGCUGGAGCUGGAGAUCAAGAGGCUGAGCAAGCUGCUGGACGAGGUGGGCGCCAAGGUGACGCAGGCGCAGGUGGGCUGGCUGCGCCUCCAGCAGGACAUGGUGCGGGCGGCGCAGGAGCGCGAGGAGCAGCUGGCCGCCCUGAGCCUCUUCCGCAAGGAGGUGCGCAUCCUGGAGCAGAAGAAGCUGAGGACCGAGAAGAAGAUCGAGCAGGAGAAGCAGGAGCAGAAGGACAUCGAGCGGCACAUGAAGGACCUGGACAACGACCUGCGGAAGCUCAACGUGCUCCUGAGCCGCAACCGCAGCAGCUCCGAGGGCCUGCAGCAGGCCAACCUGCUCACCGAGAGCCAGUUCCUGCAGGCGCUCAAGGCCGCAGAGAGGGAGACCAUCGAGAUGCAGGACAGGCUGGAGCAGCUGAACCAGGAGAAGGUGUCGCUCCUCAACCUGCUGGUGGAGGCCGAGCACCAGAUCCUGCUUUGGGAGAAGAAGAUCCAGCUGGCGAAGGAGAUGCGGGCCUCGGUGGACUCGGAGACGGGCCAGAAGGAGAUCCGGGCCAUGAAGGCGGAGAUCCACCGGAUGCAGGUCCGGCACAAGCAGCUGCUGAAGCAGCAGGAGCGGAUGAUCCGGGACAUGGAGCACGCGGUCGCCCGCAGGGAGACCAUCUCCACCCAGGCCGAGGGCCAGAGCAAGAUGGACAGGAAGAUGCUCACCCGGUCGGACUUCCACCACAAGCAGCUGGAGCUGCAGCGGAAGAUCAGGGACCUCCACAAGGCCACCGAGGAGACGAGCAACAACAUCCUGCAGCUGGAAGAGAGCCAGAAGGCCACGAGGGACUCCCUGCACGAGAAGCAGGCGCAGCUGUCCGCCCUGCAGGCCCAGGCCGAGGAGCUGGAGGCCAGCCUGGAGCAGCUCGUGGACCGCAAGCGCCAGAACCUGUCGGAGCUGGUGACCCUGCAGACGCGCCUCAAGCACCUGCAGGCGGCGAAGGACGGCAGGUACGUGUUCCUGUUCCGCACCAAGGAGGCACAGCUGGAGGAGCGCCGGCGCCUGGACCACCGGCUGGCCACCAUCGGCGCCAUCCUGGACCACGUGCAGGACGAGCACCCCCAGUUCCAGGAGGCGCUGCUCACGCUCAGACAGACCGUCGCCAGCCAGCUGGACGCCCCCUCGCCCUUCUAG